This is a messenger RNA of Notothenia coriiceps (black rockcod), 2131 nucleotides long. Its product is annotated as netrin-1-like. The annotation marks the transcript as partial. Lineage: Eukaryota; Metazoa; Chordata; Actinopteri; Perciformes; Nototheniidae. Gene Ontology annotation, biological process: dendrite development; tissue development; motor neuron axon guidance. The transcript is spliced from 5 exons. The record is from RefSeq and is a predicted model, not a curated record. Gene Ontology annotation, cellular component: basement membrane.
CCACAUCUGAGAACGAUCCUCUCCAGCCAAUUAACUUCAACCGUUUUUCUUAGUCCACCGAGGGAUAAUCGGAGCAAACUGCAGAGUGAGGUCUUUGCCUGGACGAUAUACAAGAUAAGACUAUUACAACUGGAUUUCCUCUGUGUACUCAAUUUGCCCGCCAGUGGGAAUAAAUGUAAAUUUAGAGGAUCUCCAGAAGUUUCUGUCUUCAGCUCUUCUCCGCAGACGCGCUGGAGCUGGAUGUUCGGACACUUGCUGCUGCGCUUCUCUAAAUGAUCCGGAGAAGUGAGGAGAAGGAGAAUCACUGCGACGCACAUGGCUCGAUGACAUGAUGUUCCUGUCCUUUUCCCCUCCCCCUUCCACUUCCACUCCUUUCUUCCCUGUUUUCCUUCUGCUCCUUCUUUUCCUUCCUUCGUCCCUCGUCUCCUCUUCCCUUUCCCACACCCCGUUGAGCUGGACCUCGCCUCAUGACCCCUGCUACUACCUUGACGGUCGACCGCGGCACUGCCUGUCUGAGUUCAUCAACGCCGCCUAUGGAAUCCCCGCCGAUGCUAGCCACUCGCUACAAGCACAUGACCAUGACAGCAACAUCUCCAGCUUAACGGACCUCCACAACCCCCACAACCUCACCUGCUGGAUGGCUCACGGAGGACCUGACACCGGAGAAUGGGCCAUCACGCUACCUCUGGGCCGCCGCUUUGAGAUUACCUACAUAAGUUUGCAGUUUUGCCAACACGGGGAGCCAUCGGACCCAAUCUCUAUCUCGAUCCUGAAGUCCAUGGACCACGGGCGCUCCUGGAGGCCGAUGCAGCACUACUCCAACGACUGCCUUGGGAACUUUGGGUUGCCCUCCCAGACAGUGGCCCAGACGAGGCAGCAAGAGACGGAGCCCCUCUGCUCAGACCCUCGUCCUUUACAAAAGCAGAGGGGUGGCAUGGUGUUAGCCUUCUCCACCCUGGACGGACGGCCAUCUUCUUCUGACUUUGACUACAGCCACACCCUCCAGGACUGGGUGACGGCCACAGACAUCCGAGUGGUCUUCCACCAGGUGUCCAAAGCACCCAAGAUAGUCAACUCUGAUAAGAAAGGGGAAGUGAGAUGGCGGGAUAGUGUAGAAGAUGAAAGAGGGACUGGGCUUCUGAGGUGGAGACCGGGCUACAAGGGGCGCACUGGAGAUCAGGUGGACAAGUUAAGCACAGACAAUACACUGGGAAUUUUCGACAGAGAUAUAAGGGGGAGGAACAAAGAGGAGAAAGUGGACAAACACCCAAGGAGGGGUCAUUAUAAAGAAUCAGGGCAAGACGAAGAUGGACACAAUGUGACCAGCAAAGAAGGUGAGGACAGUUUCAGCACGGACACGCUCACUUCUUCAAAGAAAGGCGGGAAAGCCAGAGGGCGUGGCCGCAAGAAGGAAAACAAUCCUUGGCUACCUUGCCCCAAUGGAGGUUGUACUUGGACAGUUGAGGGGCGGAGCAGGAACAACAGGGGGAGGGAACUGAGGAAGAGGAGGAACAAUAACCUCAACGCAAAACAAAGCUCCAGGAAUCUGCAGUUGGCCCCACCCUCUGCUCUCCGGCCUACUCUGGCGCUUUCGGACCUGCAAGUUGGCGGCAGGUGUAAAUGCAACGGACACGCUUCCAAGUGUCGCCGUGACGACACCGGAAAGGCAGUGUGUGUGUGCGAGCAUCACACAGCAGGACCCGACUGUGAUGUGUGUGAGGAUUUCUACUGCGACCGACCGUGGCAUCGAGCUACACCCACGCACCCAAACCCCUGCGUUGCCUGUGAGUGUAACGGCCACUCAACCAAGUGCCGCUUCAGCAUGGAGGUGUUUCAGCAGUCGGGCCGGCACAGUGGAGGUGUGUGUCAGAAGUGUCGGCACCACACGGCCGGACGACACUGCCAAUACUGCCAGAACGGAUACACCCGCGACCAGAGCGUACCAAUGAACCACCGCAAGGCCUGCCAACCAUGUGAGUGCCAUCCUUUGGGAGCAGUGGGUCGAUGGUGUAACCAGACAUCAGGUCAAUGUCUGUGUCGAGAAGGGGUGACCGGCCCCCGGUGUAACCGCUGUGCUCCGGGAUACAAACAGGGCAAGUCCCCUCUGCGGCCCUGCAUACGUAAGUCACCU